GUCUUGAAUACAAGAUCUGACUAUGAAUACCGGCCAGAGAGUUUGGAUCCCCUGGGGAGCGAUCGCGUGCACGAUCGAAUUCGAUCGGUCGACUUCUCAUACGUCUCUACUCUACAGGUUUCAUGGUUCAUGCUUAUUUAUUAUAGGAUAGUUUCCCUCAGACCAUAGAUUGAUCAUGUACGAAGAGUGGUAUCGGAUGGCAUAUUCCUUCUCGAAUUCGAAUUCGAUCGGUGCACAUGAUCGCUCCCCUGGCUGUGUCGUUGCUGCGCCGCGUGUCGGUACUUACACACCCGAAUGUCGGUCACGUGGGAAAAGGCAAGUUACUAGCCCCCGUAUAGUCUGCUACGUCCGCUGUCAAAGUUACCUGUUCACGCGUGUAUGUACGUGGAUAAUUGAUGAGAGUAAAGUCGCGCAUAAAUAAAGCGGCGGACACUACGUGGGGAGGAAGGAGGAACGGCCGCCCGGGGUGCCCUGUUACGUUACGUGUCGAGCAUGCGGUAUCGUGGCAAGCGGGCGGCCUUCGCGUAGCGCUUCUGCCGCGUAUCUGUCCCUCCGCCUCGACGGCACGGUGUACGCGCAGACGAGCGGAAUGCACCGAGAGCGGUGCCGUUGAUUUUCCACGGCAAAAUUGAACGUCGACGAUUUUUCUGCUCGUCUCAGGAUUUCAGCAACUCUCGUCUGCGAGUAUGUUUUGAAGAUGCCAUCUGAGACUGAUGCUAUAGGCAGUGUCUCCAAGGAGGAGGAGGAGGAGGAGGACACUGAGAGGUCUAAUGAGCAGUCUGUCACAUUAAUGACCCUAAACUGCAUGACUCAGGAAUCCAGUGUAUCCGCAAAGUACAUAGAUACUCAUCUGACAAACGCUAAUGGUGACAAGGUGUCCACGUCGGACCACAUUGGAACAAAGUUUUCAAACUUGACAGAGGAUGCGGUGUCGACGACGAGCGAUAGCUCCGCAACGACAAAUGAUUUGCUUGAGACAGAAAAUUCACGUCCCCAAUAUGAAACUGCGGAUACGUCGGUACUGACGAAACAAACCGAGGAAAAUGGCGUGGAUACCACGAGCAACAAUACGAUACAAAAUUCAAGUAAAAAAUCAAUUUUUCUUGCUCAUAAAAAUCUGUCCAGAAAGAAGUGCCUAGGCAGCGUUUCUGAAAUUCAUCGUAACAACUCAGAAUUGACAGCCCAGAAUUGCCUCGACAGUGUCUCGAAUGGGAAGGCGUGUGGACCCGAGAAAAAUCGCGAUAUUGUCGACGCGGAGGAAUGCGAGCCGAACGCGGGAAAUCUGUGUAAUAAUAACAUCGACGUUGCAUUGGAUAGACACGAAUCAAUCGAGGAAACGGUAUCCUCGCUCGCGCACAAACGACCUUUAAAGGGCGACGAUUCUCCCAUGAAUUGCGGCGCCUUUGCGAAUACAUUGUUAAAAACGUCUAUCGAUGACGCUAAAGAUUGCAACACAGAUCGUGAUAGUAGCUUAACGACAGAUGGAUUAACGUCUCUGUCUUUAGACACGUCUAGAGAGUCGUCGAGUUCGCAAAGCGCGGCCUCGCCCAGUUACAGUGACGCGACGAACGACGCCAAAAUACCAUUAAAUCCAUUAGAUAAUAAUAAUAAGAAUUUACUUGAAAGCGUGACUGGCGGAAGUGAAUUACUCGGCUCGUCCGAGCACGGUUGCAAGGACACGUCGGCGUCGCAAGACGCUGCGUGUGCUUCUCCGUGUUACAAUGAUUCUGCGAGCACAAGCAAACCAUUUAAACUGCCAAUCUUGGAGAAGAUGCCCAAAACUGCCAGUAUUCAACAGCCUGAGAUGGAGGAGAAUGCGGUAGCGCUCCUGGACUCGGCGUUUGCCAGACAGAAUCCAUUGGAGGGAGUUCGUUGCCUAGAUUUGGAGCCUCGUUUGUCGAACAGCAGCGAGGAGAGUAAUUCAGACAUAGAGUCGCAGCAUGCGAGCACAAGUAACGAUAUUAAAAAAAGACAGUGCAGACCCAAUGGAGUUGUGACGAAAGAGGGAGCGGAAUAUUAUCAGCUGUGGCGCAGUACAGGCGGUGGCCACUCGUCUCCCGAGUCUUUGUACGAGACUCUCUAUCCAAUGCCACCGCCGCUUCCACCGAGAGCAACGCAUCGGCCGUUGCAUAGAAGUAACGCUUUACCAAGCGGCGCGCCAGAGCUACCUAAACGGCAUCAGAGGCAUCCCACGCCGCUGCAUCCGGAGGAUUGUUUUGGAUUUGAGAUUGUAGACGUCGACGAAGCCUCGAAUCUCAAGUUAAGGACAGCAGUCACGAAAAGUAUCGCUCUGCUAAGUUCACCGAGAUCGCACAGACAACGCGAGCGACUGGAAUCGACGAUGGCUAGUCAGCUGGAGUGUCCGCCUACCCCCACACAUCGACCCAAACCCCUGUGUCCGUUGCCUGUAUGCCAUACGUCAAAUGUAUCUUUGUCCUCGGAGGAACCUCUGCCUCCCUCAUGGGAAGCGAGAAUAGACAGCCACGGCCGAGUAUUUUACAUAGACCACAUCAAUCGAACUACAACGUGGCAAAGGCCGAACUUGACGACACGUAAUACUGGUUGCGACCUACGAAGGCAACAGUUGGACCGGCGUUAUCAGAGCGUACGGCGUACCAUUUCGCGUCCCGAUAAUAUAGACCGCGAGGUCAACAGCUCGAACGGCAAUUCUUUUGACAAUACCGAGCGGCAGAGCGACCGCGCCGACAGAGGUGAAUCUGAGCCGUUUGACAUCACGACGAUACCACCGGUAUUGUUCCUGACACGGCCCGACUUCUUUACCGUGCUGCACACCAAUCCGGAGGCCAUGGAGGUGUACAACCGUAACACGAGUUUAAAACACAUGAUCAAUAGAGUUAGGAGGGAUCCGAUAGUCUUUCCAAGAUACGAGCAUAAUAGAGACUUAGUUGCCUUAAUUAAUGUCUUUGCCGAUCCGGGCAAGGAACUUCCAAGAGGAUACGAAUCGAAGCUCGACAGGACGGGCAAAAGAUUUUUCAUAUGUCACGCUAGGAAGGCUACAUCCUUUAUCGAUCCACGAUUACCUACAGAAGCCGCUCAUCUACGAACAUUGCUAGACGAGGCUCCCGUUCCGCCACCCAGGCCGCAACAAGCGUCCGUAACCGCUACUCCCGACAUACCUGUGGCCUACAACGACAAAGUAGUUGCAUUCCUACGUCAGCCUAAUAUAAUGGAUAUUCUAAAGGAGAGGCAUUCUGCACUGGGACAAAAUAUCGCGCUUCGAGAGAAAGUUAAUACUAUAAGAGUCGAAGGGACUACAGCGUUACAAAGAUGGGGCCACGACGUUCCUUUAGCAUUGUUGCUAAGUUUAUUCGAGCAAGAAAUAAUGUCCUAUGUACCUGGUAGUAUGGGAAGAUCACCGCUCGGCAGCCCGCAUGCAUCGCCCGGGCUGACAAGAGCUUCUGCCAGAGCUCCUGCACCGUACAGGAGAGAUUUCGAAGCUAAGCUACGAACUUUUUAUCGAAAGCUGGAGAGCAAAGGUUAUGGGCAAGGGCCGGGCAAAUUGAAAUUGCACAUUAGAAGGGAACACUUGCUGGAAGAUGCUUUUACGCGUAUAAUGGCGGCGUCAAAGAAGGAUCUGCAGAAAGGAAAAUUGGUAGUCAUCUUCGAUCACGAGGAAGGAUUGGAUUAUGGCGGGCCGUCCCGAGAAUUUUUCUUCCACUUGUCGCGCGAACUAUUCAAUCCAUACUACGGAUUGUUCGAAUAUUCGGCCAACGACACUUACACGGUCCAAAUCUCGCCGAUGUCGGCCUUCGUGGACAACUAUCACGAUUGGUUCAGAUUCUCGGGCAGAGUUCUGGGUCUAGCAUUGGUUCACCAGUACCUGCUCGACGCGUUCUUCACGAGGCCGUUUUAUAAAGCUCUUUUGAGGAUACCGGCGAGCUUGAGCGACUUGGAGAGCUUGGAUCAAGAAUUUCACCAGAGUUUAAUGUGGAUUAAAGAGAAAGACAUAAGUAUCGAGCCGUUAGAAUUAACGUUUUCAGUAACGGAGGAACUUUUGGGACGAGUCGCCGAGCGCGAGUUGAAGCCAGGCGGGAGAAAUAUCGCGGUUACUGAGAAGAAUAAAAAGGAAUAUCUCGAGAGAGUGGUACGCUGGCGCCUCGAGCGUGGCGUCGCGGAGCAAACGGAAUCGUUGGUUCGCGGCUUCUACGAGGUGGUGGAUCCGCGUUUGGUGUCCGUUUUCGAUGCCCGCGAGUUGGAGCUGGUUAUCGCAGGUGCGGCUGAAAUCGAUCUAAACGAUUGGCGAACGCACACUGAAUACAGGAGCGGUUAUCACGAUGCGCAUCCAGUGGUGGAGUGGUUUUGGAGCAGCAUAAGCCGAUUCACCAAUGAGCAACGUCUAAGAUUACUGCAAUUCGUUACCGGCACCUCGAGUAUUCCGUACGAAGGAUUCGCGGCUCUGCGUGGCUCCACAGGACCAAGGAAAUUCUGUAUCGAGAAAUGGGGAAGACCAAAUAGUCUGCCAAGGGCUCACACAUGCUUCAAUCGCUUGGACCUGCCGCCUUAUCCUACGCCCGAGAUUUUAUAUGAAAAGCUGCUGUUGGCUGUGGAAGAGACAAAUACCUUUGGUAUAGAAUAAAGCGACGAAUUGAAUUAGUAAUUGUAAAGAAUUUAUACAAUCGAUGGAAUUCUAACUAUAUCUGGAUAGUUAUCCAGGUUGCAUUUUCGGCAUUAAAAAUAGGACAAGAUUUUGUAUAGGCCUAACAGUUUGUGAAUUAUGUGCAACAUUACUAAUUCAAUUUAAUCAAAUCGGAUAUGGGAUGUAAAUAACAAUCUGCAGCUUCACAAUCUCUCAGAAUCUCUUUCGACGUGACGUUUAAUUUAUUGCGUAAUGAAAUAGCGUAAUGAUUGAAUAUUCUCUCUUUAAACUUCGCAAAUCUAUGUGAUUUGUUGACGUAGAAGAUCACGCUUGUUAAUCCAAUCAUUGGGUGUGUUCCCAUUUCCUCUCAAUACUACUGAUAAUAUUUCCAAUAGUUUCGAGCAUUUAGUCUCAAUGAAAAGGUGUGGAUAGUUGCAUUUAGAAAAAAAUAACUGCUAUGUUAUUACAAAGGAUACUAAAGGUUACAUUUGGGAAUGAUUUUCUCAGAAGUUGAAUUUAGUAAUAGCGUCCGGUACUUGCGGUAGCACUGAGAGGAAAUGGAAACGCCCAUUAUGUAUACACUGAGAUCUCGUAAAUUCUACAAUUCUUCUUGUUUCAGUUUUCCUCAAGUUAACGGAGCGAAUUCCUUAAUUUGUUCCUCCUUUUCCUCGCAUUUUCUGUCCUGUUUUAAAAAAAUAAAAAACAAACUAGACUUCCUUGCUAAACUUAUAAAUAUUAUAAAUCUAUAACAAUUUUAACAAGAAUAAAUGCAUUCUAGAAAUUAUUUCUUCAGCGUGAGCUUCUAAAAACAAAAAGAUUAAAUAAAUUAAUUUAAAUGCGAAGAAGGCAUAUGCUGUUGCUAUUAUUGUUGCUACCAUCAAAUUACCAUCCAACAUUACUCUAUCUCUGCUACUGUUAAUAAUCAUGUAUUAGUGAUAUUGCUACUAUUACUACCACUACUACUGAUAGUGAUAUUGCUGCUGCUACUACUACGAUUCCAAUUAUUACUAUUAUUUCCACCAUUGUCAUUAAUAUUGUGAUAUAUUAUUUUAACAUCAUUAUUAUUACUACUUUUGACCUCAAUGGAAUUCAAAAGACAAUACCAUCAGGAUCACAUACUUUGGCUUGAUAGCUCCGCUAAUUUUCUAUUGUACACCUGUACAUUUUCAUAUGUAUAAUAUCUUUCAAUAUCUUUAUUCCGAGGUAUAUCGAGAUCCAAGUGUACCGUUGGUUAAAACAUUUAGUUGUGGCCGUGACCGGUGUUUCUAGUCCACGAGCUGGAAAUUCACAUGCAGCUGCCUUUUAAUGUAUCUUAACAUUCCGAGAAUUCUUGUUAGUUACACCUAUUUAAAAGAGUUUAUAGAGCAAGAUUGUUAAAGCAGGGGAUAAAUAUCACACUUCUGUAAGUUAGCGAUUUUUUAAAAGUUCAUUAAAGAAGCACCUUUACCUUACAUCUACUUUUUAUCGCUUAGUCAUAAUAAUAUAAUGUAUAGAUCUUUUGAAAAACUUUGCACAUAGUAUAAAAGAUACUAAGGGAUAAUUGAUACACGAGAAAUAGAGACUUAUUACGAUACCUUUUUAUUGAGCAAGUAUGUUAUUAUUUAUUAUAAAUUGCUAUAUGUAUAUAUGGCAAAACUUGUGUAUUUGUACAGCUACUCGUAUAAUUGUUAUAAUAUCAUAUAAUUGUAUAUAAGCGAUAAAUAAAAUGCAACGAACAUAAAAA
Molecule: messenger RNA, 6320 nt
Organism: Vollenhovia emeryi
Lineage: Eukaryota; Metazoa; Arthropoda; Insecta; Hymenoptera; Formicidae
Gene: Hecw
Product: E3 ubiquitin-protein ligase HECW2
Exons: 10
Coding region: 698-4597 (1299 amino acids)
Biological process (GO): regulation of dendrite morphogenesis
Molecular function (GO): protein binding; ubiquitin-protein transferase activity
Source: RefSeq, a predicted model, not a curated record